AUGUCUCCAAUCCCAACCGCCCUCAUCACAGCAGGCAGCGCAGGCCUCGGCGCCGCGACAGCCAAACUCUUCGCCCGCAACGGCUACAGCGUCGUCAUAAACUACGCGAACAACAGCGACCGCGCGGACGCCCUGGUCAAGGAACUCGAGUCCCUCUCGUCCACCUCCCCUUCUUCCACAGAAGGAGGCCAAAGGCAGCGCUUCCACGCCAUCAAAGCGGACCUCUCCUCCCGCGCCGAGACCUCCGCUCUCGUCGAGAGCGCGGCCGACGCCCUCGGCGGCCGCCUCGACGUCCUCUUCUCCAACGGCGGCUGGACGAGGCUCCGCGACAUCGCGGACCUCGACGACAACGUCGACGAGGACGACUGGGACCGCUGCUUCAACAUGAAUGUGAAGUCGCACCUGUUCCUCAUGCACGCCGCGCGGCCGUACCUCGACGAGGCCGAGGGCGCGUUCAUCACGACGGCGUCGCUGGCCGGUGUCAAAGUCAGCGGGAGUUCACUGGCCUACGCCGUCACGAAAGCAGCCCAGAUCCACCUCGUAAAAGGCCUCGCGUUAGCAGCGGGCCCGAGAAUAAGAGUAAACAGCGUCUCUCCAGGCCUCAUGUUGACGGAAUGGGGCCUACAGUUCCCGCAAGAGAAACAACAGGCCGCCCGGGACAGGACGCCGCUCAAGCGCCUCGCCACGGUCGACGAUGUGGCCGACCAGGUGCUGUGCUUCGCCAGGAGCAGGAGCGUCACCGGCGCUAACGCCGUCAUUGACGGGGGGCUCAGUAUUUGA
Molecule: messenger RNA, 780 nt
Organism: Colletotrichum lupini
Lineage: Eukaryota; Fungi; Ascomycota; Sordariomycetes; Glomerellales; Glomerellaceae
Product: short-chain dehydrogenase
Exons: 3
Coding region: 1-780 (259 amino acids)
Source: RefSeq, a predicted model, not a curated record